AUGUUAAUUCCACUUCUGCAGAGGCCAACAUACACCACAAUGAAAGGACACACGGGAAGAUUCUUAGAGAUCAUCUACUACACCAGCUUUUUCUUACUCCUCAUACAGUCCUCAUUUCAAAUAGCCUUUCACUAUGUCCCACCUGAUGAUCAUCUGUGGGAACAGAUCCUGAGUCAUUUUGGAAUAAUACGGCUCAGUAAUGUCGAUGCCUGGAACAUUAUCCGUCUCUUGGCCUCAGAUAUAGGAAUGUUUUUCUCCGCAAUCUUUAUCCGAAGAGCUUGCAAGAAACUUGUAAAGUCAGGAGCCCCUAAGAUCAAUCUUCGUGUGAGCAGCCAGGAGGAAGAAGAGGAGGAUGAAGAGACAGAAAGUGAAAUGGAGGAAAGCGAAGAAGAGACUGGGUUUUCUACUGAUGACGACACUCUGGACAAGGAAGUGAACGACACCCGAGCCAAACUCAUGGAAAAAAUUGCAGUGUUCAUCUCUGGAGUCAAGCUACUGUUUGAAGCUUUGUUCACCACGGCCGGAAAGGUGGUUGUCACUCUCCUCCUCUGCGUUUCAGGCAUUACAGUACCUUCUGUAACAUCUGCCGUGUACUUUUUCAUCUUUCUGUGGUUGUGUUCAUGGUGGGCUUGUAAUCGAAGUGUCAGCCUGUUGCUGUUCAGCAGCUUGUGUGUCCUGGUGGCUAUCUUCAGUGCUGGACAUUUAAGCGCCAUUUACCUAUAUCAGCUGCCAUAUUUCCAGGAGCUCAUUCCUCCAGAAGACCUGCUGGCAAGGCUGUUUGGGAUGACAGCCAUCAUUAGGACCAAUGGCACAGAAAUGUGGCAAAUGCAUAUUCACCAGAGCCUGACGUGGCCAGUUGUCCUCAAUCCCUUUAUGCUGCUUGUGUUGUACUAUACCCUGGUCAUGCUGCUGCAUCAAUGGGCUCCACUUCCCAUGGUAAUAUUUUUUUGUCUUCUACAGGAGGAGCAUGUGGAUAAGAAGGCAGAGCACUCCGACGGACAGGGCAUUUUGGAUGGGAUGCUGUGGGCCUCAAACACUGAAAUGAUACAACCCGAGUUCCUCCCACACAAUGGGUGGCAGGAGCUGCCCUUACUAAAAUGUGAACUACACCAGGGUCUCCAGGAUUUCUCUGUGCCCAUCUACCCUAAGGAUGAGAGAGUCUCUGAAGGGUCAGAGCCAGAGGAGCCACUGGAAGUCCCAGAUACAGAGAAGGAGCCUGGAGGAAUGGCUGUACUGGGUCAAUUUAUCAUGAAGCAAAGCUAUGUCAGCGCGUUAAUCGUCAUGAUGGUCUGGAGUAUAACACACAACAGCUGGCUAACCUUCGUGCUGCUGAUAUGGUCGUGUGUCAUCUGGAUGACGCGUGACCGCCGGCGAUACGCCAUGCUCAGUUCCCCAUUCCUGGCUUCAUAUGCCAACCUCUUAGUCGUCCAGAAUUUUUUCGUGGGGCUCAAUAUCUCUCAGGAGGAGCUCUUCCCAGGGAUCCCAACUUCCGUUCUCAUUGAUUUUGACCUGAAACCAUACCCCAUGCCUUGUGUGCACCUAGGGAUCAAGAUAUUUUAUGCAUUUACAUUCUGGAUCCUGCUGCGGCAGAACCUUAAGGAGAGGCAGGAGCAACUGGAGGAAGACCAGAUGACCUUAAAAGAGGUUACGGUGGAAGACAGCGAAACAGAGCAGCCUUCCAACGCCUUUGUAGAAAUGCUGGGUUCUCUGGUCCGCGGCACGCUUGUUAAGUACUGGAUUUACUUCUGCGGAGUCAUGUUUUUUGUCAUCAGUUUCAGUGGCAAAGUCGUUGUCUACAAAAUUCUGUACAUUGUCCUCUUUCUGUUCUGCGUCACCCUAUACAAAAUUCAUUAUGAAUGGUGGAGAAAGAUCCUCAAAUAUUUCUGGAUCACGGUCGUCUCGUAUUCAAUGGUGGUUCUCAUCACUGUCUAUGUUUACCAGUUCAAAACCAUCUCCGGAUUUUUCCUCCAGAUCCUUGGGAUGUCAGAGGAUGGUCUGAAGGACCUGGGAUUAGAGCAAUUCAGCACCGUGGAGCUGUUUGCUGGAAUUCUGCUACCUUCCUCCUUUCUCUUGGCCUGCAUCCUGCAGCUCUAUUAUUUUAACGAUGACUUCCUAAAGCUCACAGACCUUAAUAAUAUCCCUGUUAACCAGGGAGGCAUCGCUGACAGUAAGAAGAAGAUGGAGAAAAGGGUCCUUAUUCUGGCCAGCAUAUUGAAGCAAAACAUUGGGAAUUUACAUAAGAAGUUGGAAGAUGAGAAGCAGAAUGCUGCAAGUCAGAGCACUUUGGACAAGAUCGAGAACAUCACUACAGAUGCAGAUGGGAAUGAAAAUCCCGCUGACAGGGAGAACCCAUGGAUUCUGGUUAUUGACAAAUUGAUUUCCAUUCUCCUGAGCUUCCUGAACCUCGUCCAUGACACGCAGGUGUUGAUCUGGAGGCUGCUGGAGCUGCACAUCAUCAAGAUUGUCUCCACCAUCAUCAUCUGGAUCACGCUUCAGGAGGUGUCAUUGAUGAAUUCCCUCUUCUACAUACCCUGGGUCUUUGCUCUGCCGUACUCCCACUUACGACCGUAUGCUUCCAGCAUCUGCACUGUCUGGUCCUGCUUUAUGGUCAUCUGCAAAAUGAUGUAUCAGCUGAAAUUCAUCAAACCUCUGGAGUAUUCUUCCAACUGCACAGAGGGCCUGUACCGCAAUGGGAGCCUGUACAAUACGGUGUCCGAUGAACUUCUGCAGAAAUCCAUACUAUAUACAGCUCCUGUGGACCCUGCAUUGUGGUGCGGGGGUCUCCGGAAAUGUGCAGAUAGCGUCUUACCCUGUCUCCAGAAUCAUCUCACCAUUCUGGCAUUAAUGGCUAUUGAGGCCACGGUCUAUCGUCACCAGCUGUAUUACCGCACCCAUAACCAGCUUAUCACCCCCAUUACGGGGAGCAUCUUUGAUAAUAUAACCCGGAAUCAUCUCGAUGAAGGGCUUUUGCAGUGCAUCAAGUAUUUUGUCAAUUAUUUCUUCUAUAAGUUUGGGCUGGAGGUCUGUUUUGUCAUAGCUGUGAAUGUCAUUGGACAGCGCAUGGAUUUCUAUGCGGUGCUACACGCAUUUUGGCUACUCUACCUGCUUUACCUUCGUCGUAGAAAAACCAUUGCUGAAGUCUGGCCAAAGUACUGCUGCUUUGUGGCCAGUAUCAUGACUCUCCAGUACUUGCUGUGCAUUGGAAUCCCUCCUGCAUUCUGCACAGAUUACCCGUGGAGAACUCUCUCUCUAGCACCCGGCUCCAACCUCAUAAAGUGGCUGUAUCUCCCUGACUUCUCCAGGAAACCGGACGCUGGAUUUCUGCUCUAUGACUUCUUGCUUUUGCUCUGCGCGUCUUUGCAGUGGAAGGUGUUUGAGGAUGAGAACCGGGCCUGUGUCAGGAUGUUGGCAGGGGAUAACAUUGAGAUCAGCAGGGACCUGGAUCCAGCAGACCUGAGUCAAUAUAGUCCGGUACCCAACUUCUUGCACUGCCGGUCGUACCUGGACAUGGCAAAAGUGGUCGUCUUUAGCUACCAUUUUUGGUUUGUGCUAUGCCUCAUUUUUAUAACGGGGACUACCCGCAUUAACAUCCUCUGCAUGGGAUACCUGAUGGCUUGUUUCCACUUCAUGCUGUUCGGUGGAAGCCUCCUCCUGAAGCCUGUCCGACAUUUGCUUAAGCUCUGGAACUAUCUCAUCACCUACACUGCCUUUGUGAUAACCAUGAAAAACCUCUUGUCUAUCGGGGCAUGUGCGUAUCUGGAUAAGCUAAUGAAGAAUAACUGCUGGCUGAUACAGACCUUCAGCAUGUUCUGCACCAUCAAGGGAUAUGACCUGACUAUGCCUUCCGAAGAGGAGUGUGAACUGCCAGAAAACGAGGCAGGAAUAGUUUGGGAUGCUAUCUGUUUCACCUUCCUCCUCAUCCAGCGCAGAGUGUUCACCAGUUAUUAUUUCCUUUAUGUAGUGGCCGACUUGAAAGCAUCGAAGCUCCUCGCCUCUAGAGGAGCAGAGCUGUUUGAGGAGAAAAUUAAGAAGGUAGUAGCCGUGCGUCUGGAACAAGAGAAGAAAUGCGCACAAGCCAUGAAGAAGCAGAUGGAACAAAUCAAACUAAAACAGAAGCCCCCGAAAGAUGUGAAAAGAAGUGACGAGACUACAGAAGGGGACUCAUCUGAGCCAUCCCCAAAAGACAAAGAUGAUAACGAUAAAAAAGACGCAAAGAAGAAGUGGUGGCAGCCGUGGGUUACACACACAUCAGUGGUCCGUAGUGGGAACUACAGCUUGUUUGACACAGACAGUGAGGAUGAGGAAGAGGAAGCACGAGAAGAGAAGCGGGAGGAAGAACCGCCGAAAAAGAAAACUGCAUUCCAGUUGGCAUAUGAAGCCUGGACCACAAGCUCCAAAUCUGCUCUGAAACUACGGAAGAACGAUGAGAAUACCAUCCGUGAGCAGAUCCGCAAGGAGAUGGAAAAGCAGCAGCCAGAAGCCGAACAGGAAGACUCCAUUCACGAGGAAACACUCUCAGAAAGCGAGGAGGAGACCGCGGAUGGCCCUGACAACAUCAUUCAGAGAAUCAUCAACAUUGUUAAAUUUGCCUGGGUCUUCAUCCAAGCUCUUACUGAUGAUACCAUAGAAUCACUCAACUCUUUCUGCAAGGACAGCUUGGAUAUUGCAACUGUCCUUAGGAUGGAACGGUGCAUGCUCCAAAGGAACUUGGAUAAGGGAAAAGAAGCCUCACAGGACAGCAUAGCCGAGUAUUAUAAAGCCAAACAGUUGUCUCGGACUCACACAUUGUCCAGUGAGGAGAACGAGGAGCCCAUGGAGCCGCUCAGAGAGGAGAUCAUUCAGUCUAGGAGGUUGGAUAUCUGUAAAAUACUCAGCAUAGAGUCCCAGGAUAGCUACCUGUCCAGCUGUCCUACAGAAGAUAUGGUCCUAUCCUUCGAAGAAGUUCUUGAACCUACAGAGACACCAAGAAAUCGGAGACCCCAACGAAUGCAGGCUUUCGACUCCACCUCUGUGGACAGUCUUGAUUCAAGAUACAUUCCCAGGUAAGAGAAAAAACAGGAUGGAGUGCAAGAAGAAGACGCAGAAGCGACAGAACACACGCAGACACACAUCCCACCUUCCUACAGCACAGUGAUUGCCAUGGGAGAGGUACAGAGCUCCGAGGCUGAGGGGACCUUCCAGCAAGCAGACAUGGGCAACAGGCAACUAUCAGAGGUCCCGGGACUGCUGACGGCUAGUGAGCUUCUACUCAACAAGAUGUAUUAUGACGAGGAGUUAGAGGAAUCAGAAAGAUUUUACCAGGCCCUCCCACGUCCUAUCCGCUUGUGCUUCGCUUUGUAUAACACAAUUGUGUCAAAGUCUGAAAUGCUCUGUUACUUUGUCAUCAUCCUUAAUCACAUGAUCUCGGCCUCCAUCCUUUCGUUGAUUUUACCAAUCCUGAUCUUCCUCUGGGCCAUGCUGUCUGUGCCGCGACCCACCAAACGCUUCUGGAUGACUGCCAUCAUUUAUACUGAGAUCACUGUUGUCAUCAAGUAUUCCUUCCAAUUUGGCUUCUUCCCCUGGACGUCCACUGUGUACAGGAGUAUGAACGCAGACAAACCCUUCCAACUCCCGAAUAUUAUCGGCAUUGAGAAGAAAGAUGGCUAUGUGCACUUUGACCUAGUCCAGCUUCUCGCCUUGUUCUUGCACAGGUCUAUCUUGAAAUGCCACGGUCUCUGGGACAACAAAGAUGUCAAUCUGCCCGAAUCCAAGAAGAAGAAAAAGACCAGAAAACAGAGAAAGCGAGGAAGCGGAGGCGAGGAUGACACCGAAUCGGGGCUGGCUCCGUGGAAGCUGUUCACCCAUCCGAACCAUUCCAAAAACGUCUUCAGAAAAAGGAGGAAAUCUCAGAAACCCGAUACAGAAGGGAACACCCAAAAGAAAGAAACCAAACGGUGGAAUUGGUUCAGACGGAACCCCAAAAGGAAAAGAUUAACAUUCAAAGAGAGGCUCAAGCAGCAAUGGAACAAAGUCAAGAAGCUGGCGGUGAAAAUCGCUCUUCAGAUCUAUCUGCCAAUCAGGCAGUUCUUCUACGACAUCAUUCACCCCGAGUACAGUCCUGUCUGCGAUGUUUACGCCAUCAUGUUCCUGGUUGAUGUCAUCAAUUUCAUCAUUGUCAUCUUUGGCUAUUGGGCAUUUGGGAAACAUUCAGCUGCUGCCGAUAUCACCGAAUCACUGUCUGAGGACCAGGUUCCAGAGGCGUUCUUAGUGAUGCUCCUCCUUCAGUUUGCCACCAUGAUUGUAGACCGGGCCAUCUACUUGCGCAAGACCAUGUUCGGCAAGUGCGUCUUCCAAGUGGUCCUUGUUUUUGGGAUACAUUUUUGGAUGUUCUUUAUCCUCCCUGGAGUCACUGAGAGGAGGUUUAAUACCAACCAGGUGGCUCAGCUGUGGUACUUUGUGAAGUGCGUGUAUUUUGGGCUGUCUGCUUACCAGAUUAAAUGCGGAUAUCCCAACCGUGUCCUGGGCAACUUUUUGACCAAGAGUUACAAUUGCAUCAACCUAUUCCUGUUCCAGGGAUUCCGCAUGGUACCAUUCCUUACAGAGAUGAGGGCCGUGAUGGACUGGGUUUGGACAGACACCACUCUCAGCCUGUCCAGCUGGAUCUGCGUGGAGGACAUAUACGCCAACAUCUUUAUAAUGAAGUGCUGGCGUGAAUCUGAGAAGAAAUACCCAGAGCCUCCGGGGCAGAAGAAGAAGAUGAUCGUUAAGUACGGAAUGGGCGGAGUGAUUAUCUUUGCCUUAAUUUGCAUCAUAUGGUUUCCGCUGCUUUUCAUGUCGCUGGUGAAGUCUGUGGCCGGGGUGACAAAUCAGCCCUUGGACGUUUCCAUUCAGAUUAGCAUCAGUGGCUACGAGCCCCUGUUCACAAUGAGCGCGCAGCAGCAGAACCUGGUCCCAUACUCGCAGGCCGCGUACGAUGAACUGACGUACAGAUAUGCCCUGCACCCUUCAGCAAUGCAGUUUAUCGUUAACUAUAUGCCAGAGGACAUUGUUACAGCGAAGAUCAAAAGUAAUGCCAGCCUGCUGUGGACCAUUAGCCCGGCCAGUCGGGAGGCCAUGAUUGAGGAGCUGUCUGCGUCUACACAGAUAUACAUCAACAUUUACUGGAGUAUCCUCAGGAACGCAUCUAUUGUUAAGAGUGCGGAGACCUCCGGGAAGCACACGGCGUGCUACGAAGACGCGGAAACCAGGGACCAGAUCGUUCAGAUGCUCAGAGGGGACAGAAAGACGCCAGUAAUGCUGCCGAAUAUUUUGCCGAAAUAUCUGAGAGCUAGCGCUGGCCCCGAAUCCAAAACGGCACACCGGCUGCAAACAGCGUUCUCCGAUAAACCGGAGGAUAUUCAGAAGUUCGCCUUCUUCCGCAAUCUGACCGUGAAAUUACAACAGCUGUCCCAGAAUUCCUCGUCGGACCAAGCGACCGAAUGGUGGUUGGUUCAGGAGUGGAAUCCGGGCUGCGCACCCGCGGGCUGCAGCCAGAACAUUGAACUGGUUAUUUAUAACGAUAAAGCCAGUCCGCAGAGCCUGGGCUUCCUGGCCGGAUACGGCAUCGUGGGUCUCUACAUGUCCGUAGUUCUCGUUAUCGGAAAAUUCAUCAGAGAAUUCUUUAACGGGAUCGCCCGCUCCAUCAUGUUCGAGGAAUUACCCAACGUAGAUCGCAUCUUAAAACUCUGCACCGACAUCUUCUUGGUCAGAGAGACCGGAGACUUGGACCUGGAGGAACAGCUGUUUGCGAAACUAAUCUUCCUUUACCGCUCUCCCGAAACCAUGAUCAAAUGGACCCGAGAGAAGCAGGAGAACUGACGCCGCGAGAUACGGCUUCCAACGAUCGCUGUCCCUUCAUGCGAGAGACUGCUUCAUACCCCUAUCGUUAUAAAAAGGGCGGCAGACUAUGAACAGAGCAAACGGUACAAUAAUAAAGACUGAUUUAAGAGCUUAGAUCCUGGAGAACAAAGGAAACCGCAAGUAAAAACAUCUUUUUGUAUUAAACCCUGAUAAUAAACUGUACAGAUGGUAAAAGAGA
Spea bombifrons (plains spadefoot toad) is the source of this 8056-nucleotide messenger RNA. RefSeq names its product piezo-type mechanosensitive ion channel component 2-like. The record is from RefSeq and is a predicted model, not a curated record. Lineage: Eukaryota; Metazoa; Chordata; Amphibia; Anura; Pelobatidae. The transcript has 53 exons.